GCUUUCUCUGUUGCUUUGCGUUGUUUCUAGGAAGCUAUGGAGAACACAAGAUGUAAAGUCCCAGUGUUAUAAGCGAGUCGAGGUUGUUGUGAAUAAUUUAUCCGGCUUGUCAAACUUCACUGCGGAAAGGGAAAGCUUCGGCACGGCUGAGGAAGGAGCCUCUGAGGGCUCACAUCAGCAUGGUGAACAGCCAAGCGUCAGGCGUACUGCCGGCCCCCAGGUCAUGUGCAGGAUGUGGGGGGAAGAUUGCAGACCGCUUCCUGCUCUUCUCCAUGGAGCGCUACUGGCACACUCGCUGCCUCAAGUGCUCUUGCUGCCAGGCCCAGCUGGGGGACAUUGGCACCACCUGCUACAGCAAAGGGGGCAUGAUUCUGUGUCGGAGUGACUACAUCAGACUGUUCGGGCACAGCGGGGCUUGCAGCGCCUGCGGCCAAUCGAUCCCAGCCAACGAAAUGGUGAUGAGGGCGCAGGGAAAUGUUUACCACCUCAAGUGUUUCAGCUGUGCCACCUGUAGAAACAGACUGAUGCCUGGAGAUCGUUUCCAUUACAUCAACGGUACAAUCUUCUGUGAGCACGACAGACCCGGCGCCGUCUUGCUCAACAGCCACCUGCCUCCACUUCAGAGCAACUCUGUGCUGACGGACCAGAAGGUAUGCUGAGUGGCAGGAGUGCUGCAUGUUUUCCUCCCCCUCCCUCCCGAGCUUCACUUUUCUUUGGUGCACUAUUCCUCUCCUGCUACUGUUGUUGUUGUGGACUCUCAUCUCUGCCUCACCUCUCUUCCUCGGGGAGGAUGCAGUUUCUCACCAAGAUCUUCGUCCAUCACCGUACCAGAGACUCUAUAUACCGCAUUCAGAGUCUCAUUUAUGUUGUGUUCAAUGUUAACGUGGUCUGUGCAUCAUGCAAAGACUUGAGAUUAUGUGGACUGCACUGGCAGAAGGCUUCUUCAGGACUAAGAGAAAGCAAAACAAUGACGAUGAAAACCUGCGCCAACUGGCAGAUGGAAUAAAAGAUGUCUGAAUGAACAUUUGAUGGAUUGCUGUAAAGUGACUGUCAAAGCUUUGCUUACGGCGUGUGGCAUCAUGUCCCCUCAACCUCAGUGUUUCUAAUGAACUCUUGAUCUCUCUUGUAUUUCUUCAUCUGAGAUCUCACACACUGAGUUUGGAAUAUGACAUUGAUGGGUGUCAGGCACAAAUCCAGAAAAUCUGAACAUGUUCAGUCAUGGGAGACCUUUAAAUGAGUUUUAAAAAUAGUCAGAAGUGAGAUUCAAACCCACAACAGAAACUUUUUUAACCCUUUGAAACCUGGAGUGACAUCAUUUCCCUUGCUUUUAGACGCCUUUCAAAAGUAUUUAAAUC
This is a messenger RNA of Plectropomus leopardus (leopard coralgrouper), 1355 nucleotides long. It is a transcript of the gene lmo4lb, whose product is annotated as LIM domain only 4-like b. NCBI's taxonomy places the organism in Eukaryota, Metazoa, Chordata, Actinopteri, Perciformes, Serranidae. The record is from RefSeq and is a predicted model, not a curated record.